AUGAAUUUAAUUUGUUUAGUUUUUCUCGCAACUGUAACUGUUGUUUACGGUUUUAAUCAUUUCCAUCAACAACAACCUUCUUUUGGUAGAAUUGAAAGUCAUCAACAUUUCGGUGGUUCCAAUGAAAUCAACGGCAAUUUGGUGGAUUUGGAGGACUCAGUGGAUUCGGUGGUUUCAACGAGAGCAUCACAGACGACCUUUCCCUCCUCCACCACCACCUCCAUCUUUUGGUUUACCUCCUUUAUUCCUCCUUUCUUCCCUUUCCCACCACCACCACCUUCACCUCCAGUUCAUGGUUUCUUCCCGUUCUUCCCACCAAGACCACGACCUGUUCCUCCACCAGCUCCAACAUCUACCACUGCAGCUCCAACUUCUUCCACUACCUUGGCUCCAUCUUCCUCCACCGCUGCCCCAACAUCAACCACCACCUUAGCUCCUUCUUCCACCUCAGCCCCACCAUCUUCUUCAACCUCAGCUCCAUCUUCCUCCACCUCAGCCCCAACAUCAACCACUACCUUAGCUCCAUCUUCCAUUCCCUCAGUCCCAGCUACAGUCUCCUCAAUUAUUGUCUAAUAUUGAUUAACCUCAAAAGAUUAUAAUUGAUCGUUACAACUUUGGAUUAAAUUACCAAAGUUGAAACUAAAUAAACUUUAAAUUAAUCAGAGCAAAA
This is a messenger RNA of Panonychus citri (citrus red mite), 670 nucleotides long. RefSeq names its product merozoite surface protein CMZ-8-like. The record is from RefSeq and is a predicted model, not a curated record. The coding region runs from base 1 to 573 and encodes 190 amino acids. The transcript has 2 exons. Lineage: Eukaryota; Metazoa; Arthropoda; Arachnida; Trombidiformes; Tetranychidae.